AAACAACCCAAUGGUGCAUGGUUGAGCCGACAACGUAACUGGCAGGGACGGUAUGCAAGCAAACAAGAGCGGCAGGUCCAUUGCGUCGUCAUCCCCGACGAGGGAUCGCAUCGAGAAAGAGCCCGGGACGCCAUCGCCGAAGAAGAAGAAGGUGUUCACGGUGGCUCGAUCGGUCCCGUCGACGCCAACGUUGGACUUGAGCGGUGCCAAUGACUCGCUCCUACCACUGGGGAAACCCAGCAUGUCCAAGGGCGAAGUGAAGAUGGUUUUGAACAAGCAGAUUCGCCGCGAUAACAAUGGCAAGAUCAUGACGCACGCCGCACUUGGCACCCAGGACGACGUCGAGCAGUUUGACGAGUACUUGCAGUCGGUAGCAACCACGUCCAACAGUGCUCUGAAGUCCCCCGGCGGAAAGAACCCUAGCCUUCGAUCACUCAAACGCGUGGCAAGUCGUUUCAUGACAAAAGGGCAAUCCACACGUAACAUGACGGCCAGCGAUACCAUCGGCACCACAACGUUGCCUCGGAUGUCGUUGGACUCGCCACACCUUCCUGCGCUGCCACCGGAAUCUCAAGCAACUCAACCUCCCAACGUUGGGUCUUCUCCUGGAAACAACUCAAAGCAAGCCCUGAAAGAGUACAAGAAGAUGCUUCGAGCGAUGCCCAUCCACGAGCGCAUCUCGAUGGAAAGGGAGAAGAACGUUCUGCUGAUCUGGGAGACGCGCAAUCGGGAAUGGGAAAAGUUUCGAGCGAAAAUGUCCAAGAAACUCAACAAGCCCGAAACCGACCUCGUCAUGGUUAAAGCAUCCGAGUACCGCCAGCAAAUGGAGGAGUACGACCUCAUCAACAAAGCCACGCCGCAGGAAGAAAAGCACGGCAACGACUACUGGUCGGUGAGUCUUCGGGACGAAGGCACGCGGUUUGUACCGGUGGGGAAUGUGUUCAGCGGCCUCUUUUGCCCCGUGCGAGAAGACAAGAACCCGAUCACGGAAACCAUUCGCCGCCCGAUGGAGAAUCGACAAGAUAAGGCGAAACCCAACGAACGCCAUCAAGGCAAGUUCAACGAAGCGCUCCUGGCCAGGAAACGGCAGCUGCGACGCAACAUCCAGCACAUACAGCCCCAUCACAUCGACUCGGACCACUGCGACGGCCUCAAGGUCGAGUCCACGGAAUUGUUUGAAUGGGCCGCCAGGAGCUCACAGCAGCACUACGACCACUUGCUGCAAGACGAACAAGCGCAACAGUCGACGGAACGCGAGCGCCGCGCCGACGACACCCGCCCCAGUGGUGCCUUGUCGAGUCGCAGCAACCAUGACGUUCCAACCAACUACCGCGACGGUCCGUGCUUUCAAUUCGUCCACCCCACGACGGGGGAUGCGGUCGAUGACCUGUUGAUGCACGUGUCGUUCCAUGCCAAGAUUGGCGCAGUGCACACCCAGGACGUGCUCGUGCGCAACCCAGGGCCCCUCGCCAUGCACUUCACAUGGAGCCAGUAUCCUCUGUCGCAUCGGGACUUUGCUGUUGACACCGGCCGACCUCGAACAUUUGUGUCCCAACUCACGGGUACGCAAUACCAUCCAUCCCCUGCACAAUCAAUGCAAUGGUAUACAGGCGUUCUGGCGCCGCAUAUGACGUCGCGGUUCACGUUUGGGUUUUCGUCGGCGACCCCGGGCCUGUUUUUAGAGAUGUGGAAGCUCACAAUCGACCCGUACUUGGCCGAGCACAACAACGACCCGCGGUAUGCCGUCGAGCGCACGAUUCACAUGUCUUGCGCAGCAGUGGACCAUCGCGCACCGUUCAAAGCCCGGAAGGCCAUUAUGGCCGACGUGGACACUCGCAGCACGUCGUACAUGCUCGAGAGUCUCUUGAGAGACAUUCUCGCCAACGUCGAGUACCCGACGGUGCUACUACGGAACGAAGAUGACGAGCGCAAGCGGGAUACCUUCGAAGCCGCGAAUUGUCAACUUGGCGUACACUAUUCCUCCGAGCUGUACGGCGCGAUGGUGGCCCUUUAUGACCAUGCCCAAAACCUGAUUUUGGCCGACAAGCAAGCCAAACUCGUGCAAGUCGACGGGGGAGGGGCUAUUAAUCCCCCACACGACAAGUCGCCCUGCCAAGAGGAGUCCCAUGACAUACCACCAGAAGGAAUCAUUCCGGUGUGGGAUGGCCUGCUACCCACGCUCUUGACCGCAGCCACAUCUGCCGACGAAAUCGCCAAAGCAAACUUCAAGGCCCUUACGCCCCGGAAAGAGGCCUCGGAUGACGAAGGUGACGAAGACGAGCCAGACAACAACGACGAGUCUGGGGACGACGACGGGGACACCAGCGAUGUGACGCCCCGCGCAAAGAAAACCGUGUUCCAGCCGUCGUUUAGACUGGCCUACGAAGAACUGCGGCACUUGGCGCUGUUCCGCCCCCACUCGUCUGAUCUCUUGCGCGACAAAUUGGCGGCCAACCUUGCGUUCCUAUGCAGCGAAAUCCCCGUCAUGGGGGGCAUAUUCCAGCUCGACGAGGACGUGCCAGAUGUCCACGACGCUCUCUGCAUGGCGGCAUCGGCAUUUAUCCGGCAGGCCGUGGACGCCAGUGUCGAGUCAGUGUUUGAAGCAGAAAAAAACUUGGCCAUCGCGCACGUUCAACGCAAACAUGUGUGGAUUCCAGACAAGCUGACGUUCCCCUCGGGUCUGCUCCCAAGCCCCUCGUCGCAUGUAGCCAGCACAAACGUGGUGCUACACGUGGACCUGGACGUGUCCCAUUGCUUUGUGUUGGGUCCACGCCAGUUGAACGUUGCGCCACCUCCAAACGGCGAUGGCGGAACCAUCACCCCUGUCCCUAGCGAAUGGAAAUGGAUGGACGGCAUUGAGUCGUUCACGCCGUCUAAAAUUGCGCACGUUGCGACGAUCCUCCAAACACUUAUCGACACCUACACAAGUCGCUUUGAAGCGGCGGCGUCGAGUGCCCGCAACCCGACUACGACGAUCCAAGUCCUCUUGAUCAGCAAUAUGACCACUCCACGACGUGGCAAGGCCAAGAAAAAGUCGCCGCCGCUGCUGUCCCCGGUGACGCCAGUGCCGUCGAUGGCUCACGUCGCCCACAAACUCGAAACUGUGUGCGGCCAGUUGGUGCAUUUUGAACCGACUGUGGAGGCUAUGAUGGCGUUGAGUCGACCUUCAAACCACGCAUUGGACAAAGGGGACCCUGGCACCACCCUACCCCUUGACGAGAGCGCGCUGUCCACGGACGUGCCAAAGGAGGGCUCGCCCCGCAAACCUUCGCUGGUGUUCCAGUUUCACCUCGCCGAGGCACUUCCGUUGCUCCACCACCCACCCCCACCGGAACUACCCGUCGAGGCGGCACCCCCCGUCGACGACAAGCCAGCGAAAGACGAUGGAAAGAAGGACAAGAAAAAGACUGCUGGUCCCAAGAAGGACAAAGAUGACGACGGGUCUCCCAAGGGUGUUGUCCACGCCACCACCGCCGUCGUGUCCGCGCGACGGGCGUCGAAUCUCCAUGCUCUUUCGUACGAGUCGUCCGAGGCGCGGCGUCACGCGGUGUGGACCGGCACGUAUGCAGACGCCGUGUCCGACGCCUUGAGCGGAUGGGCUGACGUUGUCGUGAGCGACACGUUUGGUUCGGAAGAUGAAUGGGCCACCGUUGGCGCGCUGCGUCCUGGUCGUCAGCUGCUGGGCCCGCGCCUGGGCGACGAGUGUGCCCGCGUGGGUCGAUUCAUGCAGCCACACCAGGACUUGGUGCUUCGGCACCACUCCGACGGAGGAUCGUGUCGUGUCGUGCUGGGCGGUCGAACGUUUUCCGACAAGUUGUGGCUGCUCGACGGGAUCAUGGACGUGGCAGAUGAAGUGUACUUCUGUGGCGGAGUCGCCUUGUCGAUUUGUCGGUACUUCCACCUCCCCAAAGAAGCCCGAGCUACUGUAGCGGGCGUCCUUGGCUUUGAAGUCGAGCCGGCGAUGAGUCAUCGGGUCAUGGAAAUGCUACGCAGCAAAGCCGCGCGAAACCUCGUCAAGCUCUACGUGCCGUUCGACUGGUGCGUUGGCGACUCGCCGUUGGACGGCGGCGGGGGCGACGAUGACGAAGGAGGACGCGGGUCUCCCUCAACAUCCGCACCCGCGGCUGCGUCAUCGGCCGAGGCGUUUGGUGACGACGGAGGUGGUGACAAUGGUGACGACGAUGACGACGAUGACGAUGAAUGCGACGAGGAAGGCGACGAAGACGACACUACCAAGAAAUCGAAAAUCAAAGCAGUGGCGAUGGCCACCGUCGUGGCCGUGGAGCCAUUGCCGACGUCUGAUCCAGCGAGCGUCGAAACGUACGAUGGCAUCGUGAUGCACGUGGCAUAUGCUGGGGCGGACGCUGUCGCAGACUGGCUUUGCGUCGACGACUUGACGCCCGGGUGCUUGUCGCGGUUUCUGUGCCGCACCAAGUCUGACGGCAUGACGCUUCCGACUCCGCACGAGUGGGUCCACCGAGCCUUCGACACGGGUCCGUUGUCCAUGCAGGCGCUCGUGGCCCGAGUUGCACCGACACGCCGCCUCGUCGUCGCCGGACUCCCCGGGGUUGUGGAAUACGCCGAGUUUCAGUCAAGCGCUCGGUCGUUGGCGGCGCUCGUGGGGAGGCAGCAGGAAGAUGCUUGUCCCCCGCUAGUAGUCGGCAGCAAGACGCAGGAGUGGAUGCAACGGUUGGCGUCCGAUGGGUUUCGUGCCUCCCGGAACGCAUCCGUGCUGAAGUAUUUGGUGGCCGGCCAACCGCAUCCGGCGGUGUUGGCCAUCUCGUCCAUCCACGAGACCCAUGAUGUGAGUGUAGCUGCAACCGAAAGCCAAAUCAGUGGACCCAAAGAAACGAGUGAAACCGCGGCAGAGGAGUAGUAGCAGCGUGUGAAGCCAGUACACAAUUUGCACUUUGGUAUGCAUGAGUGAAC
Molecule: messenger RNA, 4929 nt
Organism: Aphanomyces astaci
Lineage: Eukaryota; Oomycota; Saprolegniomycetes; Saprolegniales; Verrucalvaceae
Exons: 7
Coding region: 53-4876 (1607 amino acids)
Biological process (GO): glycolytic process
Molecular function (GO): phosphoglycerate kinase activity
Source: RefSeq, a predicted model, not a curated record